AUGAAGACACUCCUCCUCGAGCCGGUAGCUGCUGUGGACCCAGAUGAAGCGAUGGAGGGGACCAAUGUUGCCUUGACUGACGAACUACUCCACGAAGUGGAGACCCUCUCGGCGAUUCGCCACCCAGACUUGGUCCUCUUUCUCGGAGCCUGCCUGGACAUGUCCGGCCCGCUGGCCUGCGUCAUGGAAUACAUGCCAGGCGGCGAUUUGGAGAACUUCUUUAAGCUCAAGCGGCAGAAGCAUCAGGUACCUGACUGGCAUCCCAAUGUGGCUCGGGUGGCUCAGUGGGCAUGUGCGGUGGCACGUGCGCUGAGCUUCCUUCACGAGCGGACGGAGCCGAUCGUUCAUCGGGAUCUUAAGCCGAUGAACCUCCUCUUGACCAAGCACCUGGAUGUGAAGGUGGCCGAUCUUGGCAUUAGCCGGGUCCUGGAAGCGGCGUCUGCCCGCGACGGCUACACCAUGACCGGGGGCGUUGGGACCCUGCGCUACAUGGCUCCGGAGGUCGUGCGCCAGGAGCAGUACUGCGAAAAAGCCGACAUCUACGCCUUUGCCCUCAUCCUGUAUUUCUUGAGCUCCGGUCGUCAGCCUUUCCACCACAUGAGCGCUGAUCCGGACGUCAUCCUAAAGGACUUCCUCGCAGGAAAGGAGCCGAGACCUUGCAUCGCCGAGUGUCAGCCGAAACUCCGGCGGCUCGUCGAGGCAUCGUGGCACAUCGAGCAAACAUCGCGCCCCUCUGCCCAGGCAAUGCUCAACGAGCUGGAGAAGCUGGAGGAGGAGGGUAAGCCUGCAUGUUUGUGCCCACAAAUGUAG
Symbiodinium sp. CCMP2592 is the source of this 810-nucleotide messenger RNA. Lineage: Eukaryota; Dinophyceae; Suessiales; Symbiodiniaceae. The record is from the annotation of a GenBank genome assembly.